Molecule: messenger RNA, 1062 nt
Organism: Fraxinus pennsylvanica
Lineage: Eukaryota; Viridiplantae; Streptophyta; Magnoliopsida; Lamiales; Oleaceae
Source: the annotation of a GenBank genome assembly
AUGGACAUGAGAACGUGUUCAGCCAUUCUCUUCGCUUCUGCACUGGCAAUUGCGUUCCAGGUCUUUGUUUUAUCUCCAAUAUCACCUGAUAUACUCCUUCUUCCAACCUCUUCAAUCCCAUCAAACAGCAAGUUACAGGAAGUUAGUAAACUUGGAGAAGGGCUUCUAAACAAACCAGAAGCCAUUGCUGUCGACAAAACGGGCGUGCUUUAUACGGCUACAAGAGAUGGUUGGAUCACAAGAUUGCACAGAAAUGGAUCCUGGGAGAAAUGGAGGCAUAUUGACAGUGAUAAUUUAUUCGGAGUAACUGCAACAGCAGCUGGUGAUCUUGUCGUCUGCGACGCAGAGAAGGGUUUGCUCAAGGUUGGAGAAGAUGGCGUAACCGUUCUUGCAUCCCAUGUUAAUGGCGCCAAAAUUUUGUUUGCAGAUGAUGUGAUAGAAUCAGCAGAUGGUAGUUUGUACUUCAGCAUCGCAACUACGAAAUUUGAGCCCCAUAAUUGGCACCUUGCAGUGCUCGAGGCAAAGUCGCAUGGGCAACUUGCAAAGUACGAUCCUUCAUCGAGGGAGACGACUAUUUUGCUUGAUAAUCUUGCCUUUGCAAAUGGUGUUGCCCUCUCAGCAGAUCAAGAUUACUUGGUCGUGUGUGAAACUUGGAAAUAUAGGUGCUUAAAAUAUUGGCUAAAAGAGGAAAAGAGAGGACAAACUGAGGUAUUUGUUGAUAAUCUUCCUGGUGGACCUGACAACAUAAAUCUUGCUCCAGAUGGCUCUUUUUGGAUUGCUGUGUUAGAGGUGGUUCCUAAAAGGCUGGCAUUUGUGCACAGAUCAAGAGCAAUAAAACACAUUAUAGCGCGUUCCUCUAAAUUAAGCAGAUGGGUAACUGGUUUCUACAACAAAGCAAUGGUUAUCAAUGUAGCAAGUGAUGGCAAGAUUACAAGGAGCUUUGACGAUCCAACAGGAAAGGUUAUGUCUUUUGUAACAUCUGCACUGGAGUUUGAAAAUCAUUUGUAUUUAGGAAAUCUUAAUAGUGACUUCAUAGGAAAACUGCAGUUGACAACUCCAUGA